AUAGCAGCGGUUACAAUGACGUGGUAGCAGCAGCAGAGAGGGAAUUUCACAGAUUUUUGACUAAUAAAAAAACACACUCUCAUUCUCAUUUGCUUUGCCCCAAUUUCUAGGGUUUCGCUCUUCUGAAUUCUCUCCAAUCAGGUUUGAAGAGGACCUAUAUAUGAUGCACCCAAAACCUAGAUCCAGUAAUCAGCUGGAAUACGGUUCAUAUAAUCUUCCACCCAUAUCUUCAGAACCAUGGUGGCAGAGCUUGGGCAAGAACUCUACCAAUACUGAUGGAAUUCAGGAGAAUGGAUCUGAUUCAUCUUCACAGUCGGUAGAUGGUAGUGAAGAUGAGGAUGAUGGAUCCAAUGAGUCACAGAAUACUGGAAAUAUGCCUUCUGAUCCAAAUUUUGCUCAAGAACAUCAGAACCAGCAUGUUGCAACUAAUGUGCCUCCUGGGAAUGCUGAAAACCCACCUCAGGCUUCACAACUUGAACUUGCUGGUCAAUCAGUAGCUUAUGAUCCAAAUGCAUACUAUGACCCAUAUUACUAUAGAGGAAUGAUGGCGGCCUAUGGUCAACCUCUGGUUCAACCUCACUUGCUCGAUACACAUCACAACAGAAUGCCUUUGCCCAUUGAUAUGACACAAGAGCCUGUUUAUGUGAAUGCCAAGCAGUACCGUGCAAUUCUACGGCGCAGAGAAUCCCGUGCAAAGGCCGAACUCAAAAGGAAGUUGAUUAAAGAUCGAAAGCCAUAUCUUCAUGAAUCUCGGCAUAGGCAUGCUAUUAGAAGGGCAAGGGCUUCUGGAGGCCGUUUUGCAAAGAAGUCUGAUACUGAUGCUUCGGAGAACCCGCAGACAAGUGAGGUAAAAGGGGUUAAUAUUAGCUCCUCAGUUUCUGCUCAAUCUGCAAAUUCGUCCGGAUCUCAAGUAUUUCCUUCCAAUUGCAAUCUGAAUUCCCAUCAAGAAGCAAGAGGGCCGGAUGCUACAUAUGUCAAUAAUUCUGGAGGCUAUGAGAACCAAGAAGCGUUUAGGGUGUCAACAUAUGACUUGCACUCGAACAGAGAGGGGGGAUCUGUUUGCCAGCAGUAAAAACACAUAGGAUCUGAUUAACCUCCAAAAAGGGCCGUGGCAAUGCAUUAAGGCCAUAUUUUGGUAGGGACUGGCGUAUCAAAAGGUUAAAAUUAUUCAGAACUUUUUCUUCUGUCAAAUAUUGGGUUAUUUUGGCUUUCAAAGUCAGCUGGCAAAUCAUUCUUGGCUUAAUUUCUUUCCUUUUUUUUUUUCUCUUGGUGAGAAUGGAGUUUAGAAGUUAUGGGUUUGAUCAACAUUUCUGCUUCUCACAAUGUAGAGAAUGUACUUUCUUAUACUAUACAAAAGAUGACAAAUUAGAGAACUAGUUUGUGGCAAGUUUUUGAGUGUCGGACCCUUUGUGGUGUUAGAUACUUUUCUUAUGGUUAUGGACUUAGGUUUGUUUAUCGUGGUAAAGUUUCCUGUGAUAUAUAAUAGGCUGCAUCAGAAUUCAGAAUAUUUCUGAUUCA
Messenger RNA from Daucus carota subsp. sativus, 1518 nucleotides. RefSeq names its product nuclear transcription factor Y subunit A-1. Gene Ontology annotation, cellular component: CCAAT-binding factor complex. Gene Ontology annotation, biological process: regulation of transcription by RNA polymerase II. Lineage: Eukaryota; Viridiplantae; Streptophyta; Magnoliopsida; Apiales; Apiaceae. The record is from RefSeq and is a predicted model, not a curated record. Gene Ontology annotation, molecular function: DNA-binding transcription factor activity, RNA polymerase II-specific; DNA binding. The transcript is spliced from 6 exons. The coding region runs from base 161 to 1072 and encodes 303 amino acids.